AGCACCGACAGCCGCGGCUGCACCGAGUUCAGACAGGAAACAAACAUGGAGGAGUACCCGACCAAACAAGCCACCGAGAACCUGGACGACCCUCCCAACAGCCGCCUGUUCGUCGUCACAAGCCGCUCCAUGACGGAGGAAGCGCUGCGGGACGCGUUCUCCGUGUUCGGGGACAUCCAGGGGGUCUGGGUCGUGAAGGACAAACAGACCAAGGAGUCCAAAGGCAUCUGCUACGUCAAGUUCGCCAAGUCCUCGCAGGCCUGUCUGGCCAUGGAGGAGAUGCACGGGAAGCAGCUGGCGGAGUCGUCGAAACCCGUCAAGGUAUUCAUUGCCCAGUCACGGUCAUCAACAAGACACAGAGAUGUUGAGGAUGAAGAGCUGACCAGGAUCUUCGUCAUGAUCCCUAAAACCUUCACAGAGGAGGACCUCAAAGACACAUUCAAAGACUAUGGUGAUAUUGAGUAUUGCGUGAUCAUCAAGAACAAGUUCACUGGGGAAAGUAAAGGGUUGGGCUACGUGAGAUACUACAAACCCUCCCAAGCUGCACAUGCCAUAGAGAACUGUGACAAAGCUUACAGGGCGAUCCUGGCUGAACCUCGCACCAAGGCUACAGCGUCAGAGGAUUACAGUGGGGGAUCCAGCAGAGGGGAUUACAUGGGCGGUAAUGACACCAUGAACCAGUACCCCGUCCCAAUGGGUGACCCUGGGAACUACCAGGCCAUGGACUUCCGCUCCGGUGACUUCACGCGGAGUCUGAUGAUUUCAACGCGGGCCGCACUUACACAGGAGCAGAUCUUUCCACUGUUCGACAUCAUUCCUGGUAUGGAGUACUGCGAGCUACAGAGAGACGCUUAUGGAAUGAGCAAAGGUCACGCACUGAUUCGUUACAGUAACUUGGGAUCAGCAGUUUAUGCCAAAGAGAAGCUGAAUGGAUUUGAAUAUCCACCUGGAAACAGACUGGUGGUAAACUUCGUCGAUGAUGGAGAGGACCGCAGCAGUCCUGUAGGUCGGAUGGCGAUGCAGUUUGUCGCAGCACAGAUGAUGUCUUCAGUGUGGAACGGACCCUCCAACAGUCAAGUGAUGAAACCUCCUGGUUUCUCUGCCGUCUCUACAAUGUCUCGGGUUCAGACAGACGUCAACUUGCCCCCGCCGAAGAAGCUCGCUCCACCUGACAGCAAAACCAAGGAGCGCUUGUUUGUCGUGUUCUCCCCCUCCCAGCUGCCCCCGGAUGUGCUGGAGGACGUUUUCUGUCGCUUUGGUUCCCUGAUCGAGGUCCAUUUGGUUCCAGGAAGGAAAGUUGGAUACAUGAAGUACGCAGAGAAACAGUGCGCAGACGAGGCCAUGGCAGCGCUUCACGGUCGGGUCGUUAACGGAGUGAAGAUGAAGGUGAUGCUGGCUGAUCCUCCCAGAGAGGAAUCGCACAAACGCCCUCGUACCUACUGAGACCACAUGACAGAAACGACCGGCGACUGUUGUCAUGACACAAUGACACCUGACCUGACAGACCGACCGACAUCAAGACCUCCUCCUGACCCCUGACACGACCUUUGACACCUGUCUGACCUUGCUCUACGUUACAUGUCACUUAUCUGACGCCAUAAUCCAAAGCGACUUAGAGUUGGUGCCUCUGGCUGCAGGACGACCGCUCUGCCCCCUCAGCCUGAUACAACAAGAGCACAGGGAGCGUAAACCUCCCAGUGUGUGAGUAGUCGUUUGUCACCAGUGUCAGGAUUUUACGCUUUUUUAAAAUUUAAGUUCACAGUUUCAGCCACGACUUUGGGUCUGAUCAACUCGACUAACUGAUGAACAGUAGAGCAACAGCAGCACCACUUUUUUUUUUUAAUCCACAGAAGAAAACGUUUAGUUUGGCAACGUUUUGUUAUUGAGAAAACUUAACGCAGGUAUUGUAAAGCUGGAUAUAGACAGUUUAUCCCAAGAGGUCCUUAAUUUUCCUCUGUUGCUAUGAACUGUAAUCUCAUGUUGAGCAAGUGUAAAAUUUCCUUUUUGCCUUGACACAAAUAAAAAUUAGUUUCAAACAC
This is a messenger RNA of Paralichthys olivaceus (Japanese flounder), 2039 nucleotides long. RefSeq names its product RNA binding motif protein 45 (gene rbm45). Lineage: Eukaryota; Metazoa; Chordata; Actinopteri; Pleuronectiformes; Paralichthyidae. The record is from RefSeq and is a predicted model, not a curated record. Gene Ontology annotation, molecular function: RNA binding.